AUGGAGAGGCAGUCCAGCUCCCGGUUCGGCGCGCUGGAGAAGCUCAAGAGCUUCCGGGGCAUAGAGAAGCAGAGGAGCUUCAAGUUCCUGUCCAUGGAGAAGCAGCAGAGCUUCAAGGAGAGGCGGAGCCGGGACAGCCCCGGCAAGAGGGGCGACAGCGCGCUCCACCUCGCGGCGAGGGCCGGCAAUGUCUCCCACGCCCAGAGGAUCUUCGCCGACUGCGAUCCGGAGCUGGUGGGGGAGCUGGCCGCCCACCAGAACCUGGACGGCGAGACGGCGCUCUACGUGGCCGCCGAGAAGGGGCACGUCGACGUCGUGUGCGAGAUACUCAAGGCCUGCGACGUGCAGUCAGCAGGGCUCAAGGCGGCCAACAGCUUCGAUGCCUUCCAUAUCGCUGCGAAACAGGGCCAUCUGGAUGUUCUGCAGGAGCUAUUGCAGGCAUUUCCUGCGUUAGCUAUGACGACGAGUUCUGUGAAUGCCACAGCUUUAGACACCGCCGCAACGCAGGGCCACAUUGGUAUCGUCAAUCUUCUACUGGAUACAGACGCAAGCCUUGCCAGGAUCGCAAGAAGUAACGGGAAGACAGUUUUGCAUUCGGCCGCAAGAAUGGGUCAUGUGGAGGUGGUAGCGUCGUUGUUGAAUAAAGAUCCAGAUAUUGGUUUCAGAACAGACAGGAAGGGUCAAACAGCACUGCACAUGGCUUCUAAAGGCCAGAAUGCUGAAAUUCUGCUUGAGCUAUUGAAGCCCAAUGUCUCAGUAAUCCAUUUGGAGGAUAACAAGGGGAAUAGGGCACUGCAUGUUGCAACGCGCAAGGGCAACACCGUUAUGGUUCAGACUUUAAUAUCCAUUGAAGAGAUUGAUAUCAAUGCAGUCAAUAAGGCUGGAGAGACUGCUUUUGCCAUUGCAGAGAAACAAGGCAACGAAGAGCUUGUUAACAUCCUGCGGGAGGUUGGUGGAAUAACUGCAAAAGAGCAAGUAAAUCCUCCGAAAUCAGCCAAGCAGCUUAAGCAAACAGUGAGCGAUAUCAAGCAUGACGUCCAGUCACAGAUCAAGCAAACGCGUCAGACCAAGAUGCAUGUCCACAAGAUCAAGAAGAGGAUUCAGAAGCUCCACAUUGGCGGGCUAAACAAUGCCAUCAACUCCAAUACCGUUGUCGCAGUACUUAUUGCCACGGUUGCCUUUGCAUCCAUAUUCACCGUUCCUGGUAAUUUUCUUGAGAGUAUGGACAAAGCGACUGAGCCCCAUAUGAGCUUAGGGCAAGCACUGGUAGCAAGCAGGCCAGCCUUUAUAAUCUUCCUGGUCUUCGAUUCCCUGGCUCUCUUUAUCUCGCUUGCGGUCGUCGUCGUCCAGACUUCCCUGAUUGUUGUUGAGCAGAAGGCGAAGCAGAAGAUGGUGUUUGUGAUGAACAAGUUGAUGUGGCUCGCGUGCCUCUGCAUAUCAGCAGCCUUCAUAGCGCUGACCUAUGUCGUGGUGGGCCGCAAUGACGAGUGGCUGGCCUGGUGCACGAUGGCGAUCGGCACCGUGAUUAUGCUCACCACCAUUGGUUCUAUGUGCUAUUGCAUCAUCAGCCACAGGAUGGAAGCGCAGAGCAUGAGGAGGAUCAGGAGGUCCUCCAUGAGCCAGUCAUGGUCCAUAUCAGUCGACUCGGACACGGAGCUAGACAUGACCAGCAGAAACAAGACGAUGUAUGCGCUCUAG
Triticum turgidum subsp. durum (durum wheat) is the source of this 1698-nucleotide messenger RNA. The record is from the annotation of a GenBank genome assembly. NCBI's taxonomy places the organism in Eukaryota, Viridiplantae, Streptophyta, Magnoliopsida, Poales, Poaceae.